Miniopterus natalensis is the source of this 7187-nucleotide messenger RNA. NCBI's taxonomy places the organism in Eukaryota, Metazoa, Chordata, Mammalia, Chiroptera, Miniopteridae. The record is from RefSeq and is a predicted model, not a curated record.
ACUGUUGACAUUGAAUAAGGGGACGGGAUGUCGUGUGUGUCUGAACAUUUCCAUGGGUACCUCGAUUUUAUGUAACCGUAGUGAUUGUGGGUAUUAAAUGGAAAAAAAAUCCACGCCAGUCAAAGUGAUAAUUUGGCAAUUCUUAUUGCUCCUUCGGUUUUCUUUUUCUUUUAUUUUUUAAAUUUCACUGGCUCAUGAAAUUGGAAAGCUCACCUCUUCCUCCUUAGAAUGCAGCUUGGACUGGAGCUGACUGGCGAAUGCAGGGAGGUUUUUGCUCGCUGGCUGGUCCUGUCACUGACAGGAAAGUUGAAAUAUAAGGCGAACAGCGUGUUUUCAUGUCUUGCCCAGUGAGCGGAUUUGUAGCUACUCGGUUCCCCUCCCGACUCUUCUAGAUCCACGUUGUUGGUGCCUCUCCCGCCUUCACACCCUCUGUUCCGGGAGGGACUGCUCCCGGUAGAUGUUCGUCUCCCUGCUCCGCGCCGAGAGGGGGGCCGACGAGGGAGUGGGGGGAGAGCCGGGCUCACCGGAUGCCCUGUUUAUCCUGCAGGUUCUGACACCCGUUCCGAGGACACGUUUUCAGUUUUGGUGAUUUAACGGCCAAAGAGGAAGAGCAAAUAAAUGCAUCUGCGUGCCCAGCGCCCCAUCCGCCCAGCCUGGCCGAGACCCUGACCCAUGCUGCAGCAACUGUGCGUCCCAGUCUCCCGGUCCCAGUGACACACCAUGCCCAUUGUUGAUAAGUUGAAGGAAGCCCUGAAACCCGGCCGCAAGGACUCGGCCGACGAUGGGGAGCUGGGGAGGCUCCUGGCCUCCUCUGCCAAGAAGGUCCUGUUACAGAAGAUCGAGUUCCAGCCGGCCAGCAGGAGCUUCUCCUACCAGCUGGAGUCGCUGAAGAGCAAAUACGUGCUGCUGAACCCCAGAUCAGAGGGCGCCGCUCGCCGGGGCGGGGAGGAGCCACAGGCCCGGAGGCAGGGCAGUGAGCAUGUGUACGGGAGCGGUGGCGAUGGUGUCCCCGCCCCCCAGAAGGUGCUCUUCCCCGUGGAGCGGCUGUCUCUGAGGUGGGAGCGCGUGUACCGCGUGGGAGCCGGGCUGCACAACCUGGGCAACACGUGCUUCCUGAACUCGACCGUGCAGUGCCUGACCUACACGCCGCCGCUGGCCAACUACCUGCUGUCCCGGGAGCACGCGCGGGGCUGUCUCCAGGGCAGCUUCUGUAUGCUGUGUGUCAUGCAGAACCACAUCGUGCAGGCCUUCGCCAACAGCGGCAACGCCAUCAAGCCGGUAUCCUUCAUCCGGGACCUGAGAAAGAUCGCCCGGCACUUCCGCUUCGGGAACCAGGAGGACGCCCAUGAGUUCCUGCGGUACACCAUCGACGCCAUGCAGAAGGCCUGCCUGAACGGCUUUGCCAAGUUGGACCGUCAGACGCAGGCGACUACUUUGGUCCAUCAGAUUUUCGGAGGCUAUCUCAGAUCGCGUGUGAAGUGCUCCGUGUGCAAGAGCGUCUCGGACACCUACGACCCCUACCUGGACGUGGCGCUGGAGAUCCGGCAAGCUGCAAAUAUUGUGCGUGCUCUGGAGCUCUUUGUGAAGCCAGAUGUCCUGAGCGGAGAGAACGCCUACAUGUGUGCCAAAUGCAAGAAGAAGGUGCCGGCCAGCAAGCGCUUCACCAUCCACAGGACCUCCAACGUCCUGACCCUCUCCCUCAAGCGUUUCGCCAACUUCAGUGGGGGCAAGAUCACCAAGGACGUGGGCUACCCGGAAUUCCUGAACAUCCGUCCGUACAUGUCGCAGAGCAGUGGCGAGCCCGUCACCUACGGGCUGUACGCAGUGCUGGUGCACUCGGGCUAUAGCUGCCACGCUGGGCACUACUACUGCUACGUGAAGGCGAGCAACGGGCAGUGGUACCAGAUGAACGAUUCCUUGGUCCAUUCCAGCAACAUCAAGGUGGUGCUGAACCAGCAGGCCUACGUGCUCUUCUACCUGCGAAUCCCAGGCUCCAAGAAGAGUCCCGAGGGCUCCAUCUCCAGGACGGGCUCCUCCCUUUCUGGGCGCCCCGGCGUGGUUCCCAACCACGUCAAGAAGAGUAUUAGCAACGGGACCGUUUCUUCCCCGCUGCCAGGAAAGAGACUGGACCCAGCGACCAUGAGGAAGCUGCAGGCCACCGAAGAGACGGGUGUGCCCGUGUCCAGGAACGGCUUCCUUUCGGGCCUGAAGUCUCAGAAUGGACACAUUCCUCCAAAGAUGCCCUUGGGGUCCUCUUUCCCCCGACUCUCCAAAACACCCACUCCCCUGCCGACCAUCCUGGAUGAACCUGGAAAGAAAGUCAAGAAGUCGGUUCCCCUGCAGCACCUCUCCCCGCCCCUCAAAACUUCUCAGGGGUCCCAUGGUGCCAGCGGCAGGUGUGACAGCCACAGGCCAGGCUCCUGGGACAGCAGGGGUGCUGUCCUCUCUACCUCACCCAGGCUCCCGCCCUCAGCGACUGCCAACGGGCACAGGCCUGAGGGCACCGCCCUCGACAGGGAGGACUCCAGCAGUUCCAGUCCUGAGCACUCUGGGAGCAGCGACCCCGCCCAGGCCUCCCCAACCCCCAGGAGCGGCGCCCGCUUCUGCGACUCUCAGGGAAGGACCUCCACGGUCGGCCCACCCAGGGCACCGCUGAAUGGCGAAGACUCGAAGGCGGUGAAGCCAAGGUCCCCCGUCCUGAGCAAUGUCGCCACUGAGCCCACAAACACCAUGUCUCCUCCACCAGCCAAAAAACUGGCCCUUUCUGCCAAGAAGGCCAGCACCCUGCGGAGGGCCACCGGCACUGACUGUGCGCCGCCCCCCCCUCCACUCUCCGACCUCACCUACCCCAGGAAAGCCAUUCACCCUGCCGUUGCCUGCGCCCGGCCUGUCGGUGCCACCAGGGCUGUUUCACCUGCUCCUGGACCGUCCAGCCUCCCGAAGCUCCCCCUUGGCCCCCACUCCGCCACACUGCCCAGCAGCCCCCAGACUCUCAGGACGUCGGGCCUACAGAGCCCCACCUCUGCCUCUCUGCCUCAGGUCAACAGGGGCUUCCGGGCCCCCCCACACCAGCUGCCAGAGGCCACUGAGCCCCCCCCGAGCCUCUGUAAGAAGAGGAAAAGGAAGCACCCGGGAGAGAGCCAGGGGCCGGGCUCAGGGGUCGGGGAAGCCGCCGCCCCUCCUGGGAAGAAGCGGAAGAAGAGGAGGCGGCGCCCAGAGGACGUGGACCCCUGUCCCCCGCCGGAGGGGCCGACGCCAGGACCACCCGGGAGCCCCGAGCGCAGGAAGGAGGGCCAGGCACAGCGCCCGGCGGCCGGGCCACAGGAGGACGGUGGACAGCGGCUGGUGAACGGCCAGGGCCUGGUGAACGGCUGGCAAGCGGGAUGCAAGACGGAGGGCGCCCGCGUGCGCAAGAGGGAGAAGGGAGCUGAGGGCCUUGGCGGGGCAGCCGGCCUCCUCCAGGACCCGCCUGGGCGCAGGAGCUGCUCCCCCUUGGACGCCGUCAAGCCAGAGCCCACUGUGCCAUCUCCGAGGAAAAAGAGAAAGAAAAAACGAAAGCCAGAGGCUCGGCAGGAAGUAGACGAGAAGGAGCACCCCGAAGGCUGGAGGGGCGCGAGGCAGGGGGGCCCUGCCGUCCCUGGGAGCGAUCCCGUGCCCACUGUCAACGGCCAGUGUCCUGGGGACCUCGCAGGGCUGGACCAGGCUCCCCCGGUAUCCGGCCACAAGGAGCGAGGCUCCGACGUGGUCUGGGAGUUGCUCGAAUACUCGUCUGAUAAAGCCUACGGGAAGAGAGUUCUGACGUGGGGCGGCGAGGUGUCGGCUGUUAGCCAGGAUGCUAUUCGAGACAGCAGGCUGGCCCGCGCCGCCACCGUGGUCGACGACUGGGAUGAAGAGUUUGACCGUGGGAAGGAAAAGAAAAUUAAAAAAUUCAAGAGAGAAAAGAAAAGAAAUUUCAACGCCUUCCAGAAACUUCAGAAUAGACGGAACUUUUGGUCUGUGACUCACCCAGCCAAGGCCGCCAGCCUCAGCUACCGCCGAUGAACCGCCGCUGUUGGGAUGGACUCACAGAGAUGGGGUGUCCCUUCCUGGGAACUGCUGCAUGGACUCCUGGCUGGGUCACCUCUGGGCCCUGAGCCGGGCCCUGGACAGCCAUGAGAGGAUGGCGCACGUGGGCUCUGGCUUCUGUGGACGAGUACUCCGGUGACAGCUCGCCGGUGACCAGCCACACAGUGACGCGUAGCACAGACAGCAGCCCCGGCUGGAGGCCUGGACGGCAGUGUCUGGUCUGGGCCAAGGGAGAGAGCAGAGAGGAUGGCGGCCACUCUUCCUGUGUGCUCGAUCCAGUGCCCUUGGGGUGACCGUGUGUGGUCGGUUGCUCUUGACGAGCCUUCCGUCACCUGUUCCUGGUGGCCGGCGCUGCUCUCCCGCCUGCGCCCUGCCCUCCUGUCUCCUGGGCAGGGCUCUGUCCCUAUGCCUUCCCUGUCCACCCUCAAAACGCCAGGGCCCGAGGCUGGCCCACAGCGCAUCGUGCUUUGCAGGGAACUGGACCCUCUCUGGGGGCAGGGGGCUGUGUGGGGUGGGCUGGGGGCUCGAACUGUUGAGCUGACCAUGUGCUCACCAGGCUGCUGGCUCUGAGGGUGCCUCCCGAGCCUUUCCGUGUAACCACAGUAACCGUGGGUCCCUAUCCAGGUGGGGGUCUUCACGUAGCUGAUUAUUUUGACCAGGCCUGGGUCCCGUCAGCAGUGGGUUUCCUUUCCUCUCCCCACAUGCACAUGCUGGCUUCCUUCACUCGGUUGCGUGCUUUUGAAUUUAGAUGGUUGUGUAACUGCAGAUCACUUUCUACCUUGCUCAAGCCGUGCCUGCAAACUUAUAAAUUAGUAAUUACAGGAAAUUCUCAGUCCAGCUGAUGCUUUCCAGAAAAAAGACACCUGCCCCAGGGGUAGAAGUAAAUCUGGAAGCUCCUCCUCAGCGCGCGUCUCGGCUCCUUUCUCUGGGACCUGCGCGGGGAGCUGGACCGAGGGCUGCGUGGACUGUCCCCACAGCAGUCCUCAGCCCAAGGCUGAGCGGUGCCCUGGCCUGGCCCCGAGCCCCUCUCCCGACGGCCUUGCCCUUGCUCUGCGGUCCGGUGGUAAUUAAAUGUUAUAUUUUUUAUAUGGGGAGGUGUGUUAACUUUUUCAUGGGGGUAGUUUUUGGUUUUCCUUUCUGUUCAUUUUCCCUUUGAAAAAGUGGGGAGGGUGAUACCGGUGGCUGGCCCUGGGGCUGCCUCUGGUCCCGAGAAAGCGAGGGGGCUGUGCAGACGCUGGUCCCGAGCUUUGCCCUUUCUCUGAGGCCUGACCUCUGCUUGUCAGCCACACCUGUUCAGAGACUCGGGGCCCAACCCGGCGCUUUGUCACUUGUCACCUCCAGAGAGGAGGCAGGUGCCCCUGUGGGCAGGACUUGCUCCCUGUGCGGUGCAGUGGGCUGCAGACCCUCCGUCCUGUGGGGACCGCCUCCCAGCCAUGCUUGUCUGGUGUCCUGUGGCUGAAGUAGAAGAGUCCAUUGUGUGCUAGAAUCUCCCCUUUCGUUACCGCCCUCAUCUCCUCCAGAUCAGGCCCUGUCCUGUGUCCCCUCCCCGCACCGUGUCACUGUAAAACCUGAGGGAGUGUGUCUGUCACCGUGGGCAGUGCUGAGCCCGGCCUGACUGGAGACAGCAUUUAUCACUGUUAGAGGCCAGCCCUCCCCUCCCACAACGUCAUCUGCCAAACGGGCGGGGAAGGGCGGGCCCAGAAAAUUAGUCCAAAUUCUAAGUGGUGUGUACAUAUGUAAAUACAUAUAAGUAACCAGGGCUUUUAUAACCACGGCCCCUCGGCUGGCUUAGAACCUGGGUUUAAUUUAACUGUUUAGAGUGGAGGGGAGGGGGGCAGGGUCUGUAGGAGGGGCCACCCCGCCCGCCUCACCUGCUUCUGCCGGCCAGCGGCUAUCACCUCUGCGGGCAGGUCUGCGCCCCACGCUCCAUGCCUCCGCUCCCUGGGCCGAGGAGCCCCAGAUGUGGCCAAGAUCUUGGUGCAAUAAAAUCACGAGGUAUUUUGAGUCCUGCCUGUGUCUUUGAUUUUUAAAAAAGGUAGAUCCUGACCCUCAUCUGUUUUCCUCAGUUCCAAUGACGUGUUGCCCUCUGGACGUCCAGGUGACCCAUGGGGAGUGGGACUGGUCGCCUUCAGCUCUGGUGGGAACGUCUAAGCAGGUCUCAGUUAAGAAUAAAGGCGGACAGAGGGGCAUUCGGGUGUCUGAACAAUACGUUUACUCAGGGUUAAGGAGACGGGGCUCCUAACCUUUGUGGGUGAUUUUUCAAUGACUGUGUUGAGGAAACUGAAACAGUAUCAUUCCACUAAGGUGCGUUCAAAUUUUCUUUCACUGAAAAAUGUUUGGGUUUCUGCAGGCAAAGAUGAGAGACAUAAUCGGCUUCACGAAGCUGCGAGGCCUCACGGUUGGCAUGAGCAACGCAGGCCUCAGUGUGGGUCCCCCCGCCCGGCCUAUGCGAUGAGCAGGGUGCCGCAGGGUGGUCAGCGCCCACCAGUCCCUCCUGCCCCGCGGGGGCAGCCCAGCCACUUCGGGCUUGGGGUGGAGGGUGUGUGGAGAUGCUUGUGUUUUGCGGGGACUGGAAUUUACUGUCCACAUGAAUUUAAUUUGGGCUCGUGGAAAAUUGCAGGUUUUGUCAGCCUGGGCCGCACAUCAAUGUUUCUAUCUCUCUCCCUCCUUCCCUACCACACUCUCUAAAACUAAAAAAAGGUAAAAAUUCGAAAACAGUGAGCAGGUAAUUGGUUCAGGUGUGUUUCCCUGAACCAAUCAGUGGCUUUUUCGUGACUGCUGCUGAAUGAAGGCGUCACCCGUGCUGACAGUUGGGGUCAUUGAAAUGUACUUUAUGGGGUUUUUUGCUCUUAUGAUAUUAGAAAUGAUCCUGCUUUAUGUACUUUUUUCUCCCCCUCUACGUGUAUUUCUCUGCUAUUUUCUGUCCGCAGUUAGGCGCCUCCCAGUGGGCAGGGCCCGGUACCCCAGGCACCCAGGAAGUCUGUUGAACAGCAGAACUGGGAAAGCUGCGUUAGGAGCGUGGUCUGUGGCCGUGCAUUUAGACUCUGCUCAGAAAACACCACCCCCUAAAAAAGGGGGACAUCUGUAAUACUUUCAACAAUAAAGAUAAAUUUAAAAAGCCA